AACUCUUAAAAAGUGUUCAAUGGCAGAUAUCGAGAUUCUCGAAAAUAAAAUCUUAAUUUUUACUGAUCACCUUGAUCAGUUAUGGAAUCAAGAUUUAAAGAUUUGAUGAAAUUAGAAAUUCCGGAUUGGAUUUUCGAUCCUUUCUCUUUUGAAGUUGUGGAUAAGCUCACUUCCUCUUUGUAGACUGAGAUUUUAGAUUUGAAGUAUGACUGUGAGGCUAAAGUCGUCUUUAAAAAAUACGGUUACGAGUUAGCUUGGGUAAAGCUUAUGGACACUUAUCCACAAUUGUGGAAACAAACUGAGCCGCUUCUCAUCUCGUUCCCGUCAACAUAUUUAGUGGAGAGAGGAUUUAGUUCUGUCUUCCAGCUGCUCACAAAGCAAAGAGAUAGGUUGUACAUUUGCUUCAAAGGAGAUCCGCCUUUAAAUCUGACGAGCAUUAAACCUGACACCAAGCACAGGGCACAGCUUUUUAAAUACGAAAGAAAAUGGAAAAAAGCUAUCCUAAUCCACCUGUAGUGAUUGUGUCGCAAUUACCUUUUGGAGAUACUCCAGUACAAGUAACUUGCCCUGUCUGCCAUACCACCGUUGUUACAACUACAACUUCAGAAAAUGGGGCAGCUGCUUGGAUCGCUGCUUUAAUAGUAUUAUUGAUUUGUUUUCCAUUCUUCUGGGUACCGCUGUGCAUCGACUCAUGUUCUGAUAUUCAUCACAAGUGUCCUAACUGCAAUGCACAUCUUGGUGUAUACAAAAAAAUAUAACGAAAACGGAACUUUAUCUACAUUUAUUCUUCCAUAACAAUCAAGAUCUUUUAUGUUAGAAACUAAAACUAUCAUGUUUCAUACUCGUAUGCUUGGAAAAAGAACAGGAAUUUACCACCAAUAGUGCAUUUUAAUAAUUAAUUUGCUAAAAAAAAGCAUUAUUCUUAGGAGGAAGAAAAAAUUGAAACGUUUCUAUCCCUAAAAUGUCUUUUCUUUGCUUUAAAAAAAUGUCCGACUAUUAUUAAAGACACUUUUGUAACAUUUUUAGAUUAAGCU
Molecule: messenger RNA, 1034 nt
Organism: Parasteatoda tepidariorum (common house spider)
Lineage: Eukaryota; Metazoa; Arthropoda; Arachnida; Araneae; Theridiidae
Product: lipopolysaccharide-induced tumor necrosis factor-alpha factor homolog
Molecular function (GO): zinc ion binding
Source: RefSeq, a predicted model, not a curated record